Messenger RNA from Parnassius apollo (apollo), 603 nucleotides. NCBI's taxonomy places the organism in Eukaryota, Metazoa, Arthropoda, Insecta, Lepidoptera, Papilionidae. The record is from the annotation of a GenBank genome assembly.
AUGGGAGGUUGUGAUGGUGAUGUUUGGGUGGGAUGUGGUGAUGGUGAUGGUUUUGUAGGAUAUGUUGAUGAUGAUGGUUGGGUGGGAUGUGGUGAUGGUGAUGGCUGGAUAGCAAAACUGGCAGACCGGGUUCGGUAUAUCUUGCGCUCAAAUAUAUUUGAUGUCGCCGAACUCGAACGACCACGACGUGAGGCUGUUCCCUCAUCGGAUGAAAAUGCUACGGCUGAGGAUGCGGCGCCACAAAUUGCAGAGCAACCCGCAAACGUGAAUGCCGACGUGAAUACCCCAGUUGUGGUUGAUUCAAACGAUGAAGGAACAGUCGCCCAGGAACUGGAAUUAGAGCAUAUGAGGAGUACAUUGGAAGAGGCGAUUGUGGAAACGCACAGUACUGCUCUAGAAAAUCGACCGCGACUUCCCCGCACAGCCCUAAGCAAGCGGAAUCGGGCUGUCGUGAGGGCUCUGAACCCAGUGCUGGUGACCUAUUUGGAAGCCAGCCGGGACUUUUUGGCGCCGCACUGGCAGUAUGCCGUAUUAAAGGCGCCGAACUUUCCACGGCUGGACGCGCUACUGGACAUAUUAGCGUUAUCCCAGCUUGGGGAAUAA